Cryptotermes secundus is the source of this 3033-nucleotide messenger RNA. Its product is annotated as CD82 antigen. The record is from RefSeq and is a predicted model, not a curated record. Gene Ontology annotation, cellular component: membrane. Bases 322 to 1173 code for a protein of 283 amino acids. Lineage: Eukaryota; Metazoa; Arthropoda; Insecta; Blattodea; Kalotermitidae. The transcript is spliced from 8 exons.
AAGUUCACACAGAGACAGAGAAGGUAACCGAAGGUAACAGAGCUUAUAGCCGGUGGAAGUUGGGUGGAAAGACUGCGUAGUCUGUAAUAGCCUACCGUGUGCAUCGCCAAGUCGCAUUUGUUGUAUAACGAAGUGCAUAUUUCUGCUACUGUGAAUCUCAUGUUGAAGGAAAAAAUAUUUUGUCAUGGUUUUGGGAUUGAACAGCACAUAACUUGACUAAAUAAAUGUGCGUCUUACAAUUUCUGGUACUGGAAAAAUAUAUUGUUACUUAGACAAGGAGAGAAAACACUUUCUCGGGAUUUUUAAGACCGUAGUAUUUUCAUGAAGGACUACAACAGGUUACACGGAAGACGCAGAUAUCAAGAAAUGCCUUACGACUGUGGUACUUCACUGGCUAAGUACCUGCUCUGCCUGUUCAAUUUCGUGUUCUUUGUGGCUGGAGCCGUGGUUCUUGGCGUUGGAAUAUGGAUUGCUUCGGACAAACAUUCAUUUAUUGCAUUUACCCGACUGAUAGAGAACGAGGAACUAAGAACUCAGUUUCAGCAAAUCACACAACCAACUGUCAUAGAGCAAGCUGCCUACAUACUUAUUGCAGCUGGGGCAUUCAUGUUCUUAGUAAGUUUCCUAGGCUACUGUGGAGCAUUACGUGAGUCCAGAUGCUUAUUGACUUGUUAUGGGGUGUUUCUUCUUAUAAUUCUGCUGAUGGAAAUCACUGCUGGAGGUUUAGCUGCAGCCUAUAGAAAUGAGGCUGAGAGAGAGACACAAGCUUUCUUGAAAUCCUCCGUUAACAAAUACUAUGCUGCCAAAGAGAAGGAUGCUGUAACACUCAUGUGGGACUACAUUAUGGCCAGUAUGAAAUGCUGUGGUGUGGAGAACUAUGAAGACUUUAGAGAGUCAAAGAAAUGGACUGAGGGAAAUAAGUCAAUCCCAGAUGCAUGCUGCAUUUUAGAAGGUGAUGUAGCAAAAUUUCAACCCAAAUAUAAAGACUGCCCAUACAAACCAUCAGAUUCCAAUUCCUACUGGAAAAAGGGCUGCUACAAUACAUUUGUAGAACUGGUUAUGGAGAACAUCAACAUAGCAAUUGGAAUAGGUAUUGGAUUAGGCUUGAUCCAAUUGCUGGGCAUCAUUCUAGCAUUCUGCUUGUGCAAGUCCAUAAAUGGAUACAUCAAAUGAAAUGUCUGUGCAGCUGUCAAGAAAAGAAAAACAACCUGUGUUACUGAACAUUUUGUGAUUUUUUAAAGAAAAACAUUUAGGGUUAAUUGUUUUUCUUAUUUUAAAAUUAAGUUGUUAUAUGAAUUAACAUUAAACUGUAUUGUUCAUCAUGGAAUUCAAAGUAGUUCCUUCCCACAAGAAGUAAAAAUAAUUUCUCGAGAUGUACAUAAACUUUGAAGAGAAUUCAAAACAGACUUGACAUAUAAACUUCUCUGAAAACUACCAUACUUCAAUGUGAACAUCUUUCAAAAUUUUAUUUCUUGUCAACUUUGACUGCAAGCGUGGAGCAUGGAACUAAUAUAAUCCAAGACACAUGUAAGAUAUAAAGACUAUAUUGAAGAACAAGAAGUACCUACUGAACAUAAUAUAAGAAGCAGAUCUUAAAGAGUUUAAAGAUCUUUCUAAACGACAGGUAUAUUUUAUUUCUUGGUAUCUAUUUAGCUGUGCCUGAGGACUGAUGCUUAUAUUUUGGUACCACAAGUAGAUAACUUGGAUACUGUAAUGGACAUGCAUUGAAUCACUCCAAUUUAUUGUACCUAAGCAAGCAGUGAGUUCCAUGUUUAUGAAAGAACUUUCUUGUGGUGCUACAGCAACAACCAAACAAAUAUGCACUGUAUACCAUGUUAUUGGUAUCUGUUAAAUGUGUUAUUCACAUAUAAUCUUCAAAAACUGUGGCAAGGUUGGUAGUCAUUUUCAAUAUUACAUAAGAACUGAUCUUUAGUUUUCCAUCCUGUUUUGUGUUAAUACAGCCAGUCAUUUUAAUAACCAUGUACACAGCGAUUAAUUGAUAAAUAUAUUAAUAGUUAUUUAUUGUAAGACCAUAAUAUGUAUAAAUUGUACUGAUCUUGGUCAGGUGGUGUAUAAUUUACAAAUAAAUACUUGUUAAUGACUAUAAAUUAUAUACCACCUGAUGAUGAUAAAUAUUAUCAAAACUUAUCAGUCUUGAAAUAAAUAACUUGAUAUAGUCAUGAAUUAACUACUGUAUAUUCUGUUGAUAAAACAACAGUAUAACAACUGUUUGAAUACACGCUGUAAAGUAUAGAAGGGAAAUCGAAACCCUGUAUGGGGCGAUGAAAAGUCAGAGAUGUUAUGAAAAACUUAAAAUGGACAUCAUAAAGAAAGAUAAGAUGUUCUAGUAAUUUUUGUAUAUAAUUGCACCAUGUACCUUGAUUAACAUGCCAGUAUACUACAAACUAUGCAAACUGUGGAUGAUUCAUAUAGAUGUAACGUCAACUGUUUGCAUUACGUGUGUAGUUUGAUAACAUAUUCAACUAAGCAGUUCAUUAUGCCUGUAACUGAAACUCUAUCAGGUCUUAUUAUAGACCAUAUUGCCAAAAGCGAAAUUCUAACAAAAGGCACUUAUAUGUAAGAUGGUGCAGUAAGAUUUAUUUCAUUCAGUAUAUCAAAUUACAUUCCAUGUUAGAAGCAGUGCACAUUUCUGUUAGCAUGAUGACUAUGAACAUGUACGAGUUCUCAUACGUUAUACUUAAAAAGUGAAUGUGUAGUGUCAAUGUCCUUAGUUCAGAAAUCCUGUCACCCACCACCUUCAACCUGUAUGUACUUUUUCACAACAUAAUUUCAUAUGUUUAAUUUUGGAUCAAUAAAAAACAAAAUGAAGUAGUUCUAAUCGUCUACAACAGGUAAAAUUGUGAUUGUGAAGGCUCCAUAAAUUUUCAACAUAUUAAAAUGAGCUACAUUUCCUGUUGUAAAAAAUGUCAUAUUUAGUCCUACAUGUUUAAUACAUGACACCCUGACAACUGUUGCCAAAUUUUGGUCUUGUAUUGUUCCAUCAAAUAACACAAGGUGUGGUUAUGUCUUGGA